Messenger RNA from Callorhinus ursinus (northern fur seal), 2413 nucleotides. RefSeq names its product plakophilin 1 (gene PKP1). The record is from RefSeq and is a predicted model, not a curated record. NCBI's taxonomy places the organism in Eukaryota, Metazoa, Chordata, Mammalia, Carnivora, Otariidae. Gene Ontology annotation, biological process: cell-cell adhesion. Gene Ontology annotation, molecular function: protein binding. Gene Ontology annotation, cellular component: nucleus; adherens junction; plasma membrane.
CCCUCGCCGCCCCUCUCGGCUCUCGCAGGCCCGGCCCGCGCCUCCCGCCGCCAUGAACCACUCGCCGCUCAAGACCGCCUUGGCGUACGAAUGCUUCCCGGACCAGGACAACUCGACGCUGGCUUUGCCUUCGGACCAAAAGAUGAAGACGGGCACGUCGGGCAGGCAGCGCGUGCAGGAGCAGGUGAUGAUGACCGUCAAGCGGCAGAAGUCCAAGUCUUCCCAGUCGUCCACCCUGAGCCACUCCAACCGAGGUUCCAUGUAUGAUGGCUUGGCCGACAAUUACAACAACUAUGGGACCACCAGCCGGAGCAGCUAUUACUCCAAGUUCCAGGCGGGGAAUGGCUCGUGGGGAUAUCCGAUCUACAACGGGACCCUCAAGCGGGAGAAUGACAACAAGCGCUUCAGUUCCUACAGCCAGAUGGAGAACUGGAGCCGGCACUACCCACGGGGCCCCUGUCCCACAACCGGCGCAGGCAGUGACAUCUGCUUCAUGCAGAAGAUCAAGGCAAGCCGCAGCGAGCCUGACCUCUACUGUGACCCUCGGGGCACCCUGCGCAAGGGCACGCUGAGCAACAGGGGCCAGAAGACCACCCAGAACCGCUACAGCUUCUACAGCACCUGCAGCGGCCAGAAGGCAGUCAAGAAGUGCCCCGUGCGCCCGCCCUCCUGCACCUCCAAACAGGACCCCGUGUACGUCCCGCCCAUGUCCUGCAACAAGGACCUGUCCUUUGGCCACUCGAGGGCCAGCUCCAAGAUCUGCAGCGAGGAUAUCGAGUGCAGUGGGUUGACUAUCCCUAAGGCUGUGCAGUACCUGAGCUCCCAGGAUGAGAAGUACCAGGCCAUUGGGGCCUAUUACAUCCAGCAUACCUGCUUCCAGGAUGAAUCGGCCAAACAACAGGUCUAUCAGCUGGGAGGCAUCUGCAAGCUGGUGGACCUGCUCCGGAGCCCCAACCAGAACGUCCAGCAGGCCGCGGCCGGGGCCCUGCGUAACCUGGUGUUCCGGAGCGUCGCCAACAAGCUGGAGACCCGGAGGCAGAAUGGGAUCCGAGAGGCCGUCAGCCUCCUGAGGAGAACUGGGAGUACUGAGAUCCAGAAACAACUAACCGGGCUGCUCUGGAACCUGUCCUCCACUGAUGAGCUGAAGGAGGAGCUCAUCGUGGAUGCCCUGCCUGUGCUGGCCGACCGGGUCAUCAUUCCCUUCUCCGGCUGGUGUGAUGGCAACAGCAACAUGACCCGGGAAAUGGUGGACCCUGAAGUCUUCUUCAAUGCCACAGGCUGCCUGAGGAACCUGAGCUCUGCCGAUGCAGGCCGCCAGACCAUGCGAAACUACACGGGACUCAUUGAUUCCCUUAUGGCCUAUGUCCAGAACUGCGUGGCGGCCAGCCGCUGUGAUGACAAGUCCGUGGAGAACUGCAUGUGUAUCCUGCACAACCUCUCCUACCGCCUGGACGCCGAGGUGCCCACCCACUACCGCCAGCUGGAGUACAAUGCGCGCAACGCCUACACUGAGAAGUCCUCCACGGGCUGCUUCAGCAACAAGAGCACCAAGAUGAUGAACAACAACUACGACUGCCCCCUUCCGGAGGAAGAGAGCAACCCCAAGGGCAGCAGCUGGCUGUACCAUUCAGAUGCCAUCCGCACCUACCUGAACCUCAUGAGCAAGAGCAAGAAAGACGCCACCUUGGAGGCCUGCGCUGGUGCCCUGCAGAACCUGACCGCCAGCAAGGGGCUGAUGUCCAGCGGCAUGAGCCAAUUGAUCGGGCUCAAGGAAAAGGGCUUGCCACAAAUUGCUCGCCUCCUGCAAUCUGGCAACUCUGAUGUGGUGCGGUCAGGAGCCUCCCUCCUGAGCAACAUGUCCCGCCACCCUGUGCUGCACCGAGCGAUGGGGAACCAAGUAUUCCCAGAAGUGACCAGGCUCCUCACCAGUCACACUGGGAACACCAGCAACUCGGAAGACAUCCUGUCCUCGGCCUGCUACACUGUGAGGAACCUGAUGGCCUCCCAGCCGCAGAUGGCCAAGCAGUACUUCACCAGCAGCAUGGUCAACAACGUCAUCAACCUGUGCCGUAGCAGUGCCUCACCCAAGGCUGCAGAAGCUGCCCGCCUCCUCCUGUCUGACAUGUGGUCCAGCAAGGAACUGCAGGGCGUCCUCAGGCAGCAAGGCUUGGAUAGGAACAUGCUGGGAACCUUAGCCGGGCCCAACAGCCUCAGGAACUUCACCUCCCGAUUCUAAGAAGGGGCUGCCCAAGCAAGUACAGAUUGCAGAAAUGAUAUGAUCCAGCUGAGAAGACCUCAGGCCUUGCUGGAGGGGUGAUUCUGCACACCCUGCGCAGUGUUUGGAAAAGUUCAAAUGCAACUGAAAGCAAACCUGAAAACUGUGGAUGAUGGAAAUAUUUUUAGAUUUUUUUUU